Oryzias melastigma (Indian medaka) is the source of this 4579-nucleotide messenger RNA. It is a transcript of the gene gabrzb, whose product is annotated as gamma-aminobutyric acid receptor subunit pi. The coding region runs from base 1 to 1224 and encodes 407 amino acids. NCBI's taxonomy places the organism in Eukaryota, Metazoa, Chordata, Actinopteri, Beloniformes, Adrianichthyidae. Gene Ontology annotation, cellular component: membrane; GABA-A receptor complex; synapse. Gene Ontology annotation, biological process: signal transduction; regulation of membrane potential; monoatomic ion transmembrane transport. The record is from RefSeq and is a predicted model, not a curated record. The transcript has 8 exons. Gene Ontology annotation, molecular function: neurotransmitter receptor activity; extracellular ligand-gated monoatomic ion channel activity; GABA-A receptor activity.
AUGGCCAAUGGUCCUGUGACUGUGGGCAUGAGUUUGGAUAUCGCCAGUAUUGACACCAUCUCAGAGAUCAACAUGGACUACACAGCCACCAUCUUUCUCCGCCAGCGCUGGACAGAUGAGCGUUUAGUAUUCGAGGGCAACAAGAGCCUGAGCCUCGACGGACGACUGGUGGAGCUCCUCUGGGUCCCUGACACUUUUAUUGUUGAUUCCAAGAAAUCUUUCCUACAUGACAUCACUGUGGAGAACAGGCUGAUCCGCAUCUUCCCCAACGGGACAGUCCUUUAUGCUCUGAGGAUUACAACUACUGUGGCUUGCAACAUGGACCUGACAAAAUAUCCCAUGGACAAGCAGACGUGCACACUGCAACUGGAAAGCUGGGGCUACAACAUCAAUGAUGUGAUGUUCUACUGGACCAGAGGAAACGAGUCCGUCAGUGGUUUAGACACUCUCCAGCUGGCUCAGUACACCGUGGAGGACCACUACACAUCAGUGUCAGAAGCCGUCUAUGAAACCGGCCGUUACCCCAAACUGGUCUUCCACUUCGAGCUGAAGAGGAGUAUUUUGUAUUUCAUCCUGGAGACGUAUGUCCCCUCAAGCCUGCUGGUGGUCCUCUCAUGGGUUUCUUUUUGGAUAUCUCUGUCCUCAGUUCCAGCACGUAUUUGUAUAGGAGUGACCACUGUCCUUACCAUGACCACUUUGAUGAUGGGAGCCCGCACGUCCCUCCCCAAUGCCAACUGCUUCAUCAAAGCCAUCGAUGUCUACCUGGGAAUCUGCUUCAGCUUUAUUUUUGGAGCUCUCAUUGAGUACGCUGUGGCACACUUCUGCACCUUAACUCACGCUGACGCCCACAUGCUCAUGUAUGGCCACCACCUGCACGACAUGGAUGAUGAGAUGAAUGGUAUCGUCACAACCAUUUCAAGUCACCCCCACAGGGCCAAGAGACGCAAGGAGGCUGCAGUCACCUCUCCCCCUGCUCCCACUACAACAGAGCUCACGGUCAGCCCCCCCAGUCCUUCAGGCAGUGAGCCGAAGUCUGAGACCACCCCUCCAGAGCCCACCCACUGGUGCCUCACUGCUCUGGCCACGCUUCGCAAAAUCCUCCGUGUUAUAUACUGCUGUCGUGUGGAGAACCCCCACCAAAUAGACAACUACUCCAGAGUCACCUUCCCUUUGUCUUUUGUCAUGGUCAACCUCCUCUAUUGGACAUAUUAUCUUUACUUCUAGUGUUUACCGGAGAGCACUGCGUGCCCUGGAGAGUGUGAGACAAAGACUGUUUCAGGACCAGAAGUGUAUGUCACUGUACAGACGGCAGUGCCCUAGCGUGGUCUAAACAUCAGUUGAAACGCUUAGAUUCAUGUCCAAAGUAACAUAAUCAUAUAAGGUAGUUUUGUUGUGAUUCAGCAUCUUCAUAGAUAUUUACAUGCUAGAUUAAUAUUUUCUCCGGCAUUGUCAUUGCCCUAAAGAACGGCUUUCCUGGUCCAGAGAAAAUGGGAAAUUCUGACACCAAGAGGGAACAAACUAUGCUUCCAAACGCAGACAGGAGGGGUGUGCUAUUCCACUUUGAAGAUGAAGUUUAAGGAUUAUGAUCAGCACUGUUAAGUGAAAACAAAAUACUGUUUCAUUUUGUUUCUACUUGGUCAUAAUUGGAUUUUUCACUUUUAUCAUCAUUGCCUGCACAUAGAACAGUUAGAGGAAAAACAGGAAGAAGUGGCAGAUGAAGGGUGGAAUAAGCCCACACACUGAGAACGUUAAAAGCAUUCGGACAAGCAUGGCUUCAAAGAGAAGACUCAUCCCAGAUCUUUCAAUGUCUCCUUUAUCUGUCUCUCUGUUUUUUUGUUUGUUUGUUCUUUUUUUUAAGGUUGGUCUAGUUUAAUACAUUUUCUUUGCCGAUAUAUUUUAUAUAAAAAUCUGUGGCCUGUCAUCCCUACAAUAACCUAAGAUAUUUCUAUUUGAAGUACAUGUUAUGAAUGGAAAUCUUUUUAUUUUAUACUUGAGAUAAAACAUGUUAAGAUAUAAAAAGGACGUUAACCUUUUUUGAUUUGCAGACCAUCAUCUCCUUAGCUUCCAGCCUGUGGCCUGUGUUUGCCCCACUUGUUUCCCCUAUUUCUAGUGACAGAGCAGCUAAAAAAAUAAAAUAAAAUAAAAAAUUAAUAAGUGAUAAGAAAAGAACCAGAACAAAGACUUUACCAAACAAAUGUUUAUGGUUUGUGAGGUUUGAACAUGGAGCACAGCUGGAGACUUUAAAUACUGUUGGAUCUUUAUGAUUUAGGGUUAAAAUUGAAAAUGAAGGAAAACUGCAUUCAGAGGACUUCUUUUCUUUAUUGAAACAAAAUAUUUGUUUUAGAAGUUUAGAUUUUAGGAGAAAGGCACAUUUUAUUUCUUUGAACACUGUUGUCUGUCUUGUCCCUCCAGAACUGUUGUGGUUCAUCUGAGCUGCUCUGCCUGCUGGUCUAACCUGCUGUAAUGAAAGAUUAGUGUAACAGUAAUACACUUAGACAUGGCUGCUAAAUGAAGACUGGACUUUAUAAGCUGCAGAUUUCCUGAUUUGAUUCCGUUACACUGAAGCUGGAUCCAGAUUUUGACGAGUUACACUUUGCAGAGGGAUUUGAAUAUAAAUGAAGUGACCCAAAUAUUUCAACAGGAUGUCAUCCUGUGUGCAUCAACCGGAUAGAAAAUGUUCGGGAUGUGCUAUGCUUGAGAUUUUUGAAACUUGUGCUUUGUCAGCACUCAGCAUGUCAGUUUAGCUGCUGCAGUGUGGUUGUUGGUAAUGAUGAGCCCGAAGUACCAAAGACUCUAAAGAAAUGUCUCAUAUUUGCUUUUUUUGUCACCAGGAGAUGUUCAUUUUAAAUGUUUACAUUGUUGAGCUUAGUUUUUUUGCUGCACUAGUAGAGGGAUUCAAAAAGAGCAUGCUGUUACUGAGCGGAGGAACAUGGCGCCUCAAACUGGAAUCUUGGUUCAGUUUUUUCAACACAGAUGCAUGUUUAUUUAUUGCUGUUAACUACCGCUGUGUAUUUUCACUCUUUUACAUGAAAUCAGCAGCUGUCACAGGAUUCCAGACUUAACUUUUACUGUAUACAAUAUAACUAUUCUUCUGAUUUCUCUUAGCUUCAUGUUUCUCAUAUUAUUAAAAUACCAUUUACUAACAAAUGCGCACCUUUGCCUGAAGUUAGAAAGGUUAUGUUCUGCAUGAUCAAGUGAAACUUUUAGUUUGAUUUAAUUAUUUGAUUUUGAUGUAGACUAACUGUCCAAAUGCUAAACUGAGACUUAAUCCAAUGUCAUGUUUAGAGUUGGGUUGUCCCAGACCUGAAAGUGCUUUAGUCAUCCACCUUCUCAUUUAGAGCCUGCUUUCAUUCGCCUCCACCUAAACUCUUUCUCUCUGUGGAUGCUGGAGACCACUAGGGGUGUAACGAUUUGUUUUAAUAGCAAUUUGAUCAAAAUUUGUUUUUGUGGAUAUGAUUCAUUUUCAACAUUAAUUCAUUUUGAACAAUCCGAUUAACUGACCUAAAAUGUAUCAGAAAAUCUUGAUCCCAAACUUCCACCAGUGUGACUCAAAGUAUUGAACAGUGCUGACCUUCUACUGAACAGAUCAGGUGAAGUUUUCCAGAUUCUUUGGAUUUCUUCAAGAUCAUAAAUUACAUGUGUGAACAAACAAACAAGUAAACAAGAAUGAAUGUCAAAUCCAUUCACAUUUUAGUUUGAUCAAGUUCAGUCCACUGUUGUUUUUCCACAUCAGAAUGAUCAUUAUUAGAACAUUCUACUACACUGUAUGGUCACAUGACUGAUCAAUUCAAAGACUGAAUGAUGGUUGAUCAGUUUCUGCUGCAUCACAUGUGAUUUCUGCUGUGAUGGACCCUGGUUGUUUUUACGUUAUAGUAAAAUAAACCUAACAUGUCUCAAUCUAAAUGGUAUUUUUCAAGAUUGAUUAUAAUCAAUUCAUCUUAUUUUAAAAUAUUUUCUUAAUGUUAAAGUUCAAUUCUAUAUAUGAUUUGGUUUAAUUAAAAACUUGUAUCGGACAGAUUUAUCUGAUUGGAUCGUAGGAAUAGAAAUCUAUUAGGUCGAUUAAUAGUUACACCCCUAGUGACCACUGACAUGUUAAAGAGUUAACCAUGUGAUAUAUCUGGGUAAGUCAACUGAGAAUUGAAUCUCACAACCUGGACCUAUGAAGCAGGUUUUCAGAGGGCCAUGGUUAAACAGUGACAGCAGAGUUUUGUCCAUGCUACUUUCAUGCACAGAGUUAAUCUUCAUUUGAAUCUGGUCUAAGAGUCCUCGCUGUCUUUCACUUUACUUCCAUUGCUUCCACAGUGGUUGCCAGAAACAGGCAGGGCUUGGGGAGGUUACUCAACGAUGGAGAAGACAGGACAUUGCCAGGACACAAACUCUUGUGUUUGGUAACAGAAAAUAUUAGAAACUGUUGGAAAUGUUCUUGUUGUUAUCAGUUUAAGCCUCAACUUCAGUUCAUGUGAAAUGUAUUUAUACACAGCAGUAACAUGUUCAUACUCUGUACAUACAUGAAAACACUAUGCAUGAUUAUUUGGUGUGUGAAUAUGAAUGAUAGCAAUAAAACAGGUUUUGAUGUGUU